This is a messenger RNA of Mobula hypostoma (lesser devil ray), 6116 nucleotides long. RefSeq names its product LIM domain 7a (gene lmo7a). Gene Ontology annotation, molecular function: protein binding. The record is from RefSeq and is a predicted model, not a curated record. Lineage: Eukaryota; Metazoa; Chordata; Chondrichthyes; Myliobatiformes; Myliobatidae. The transcript has 33 exons. Gene Ontology annotation, biological process: regulation of signaling; regulation of cell adhesion. The coding region runs from base 116 to 5143 and encodes 1675 amino acids.
GUUAUCAGGAAGCGGAGGCGAACGCCAGCAAAAGGGAGUAAGAAACUCUGAAAAUAGUUAGCAACACGGCACCAGCAAGCAGCAGCCGACGGGCGAGACAGGCUAGAAAGUCAGAAUGGAACAAGUGAUAGGAGCAGAAAUGGAGAGGAGGGAACAGCCGGAUUCUAAUCAUGCGUCGGCGUUUGCAGAAGGUCAACGCUGGGUGGAGGAAGUCACUGGAAAGAAAUUUGGGCAGAAAGAUUUCCGUUCAGCACUGGAGGAUGGAGUCCUGCUGUGCGAGCUGGUUAACAAAAUAAAGCCUGGUGUCAAUAAGAAGAUCAACCGCCUGUCUACACCUAUAGCUGGUUUGGACAACAUUAAUGUUUUCCUGAAGGGCUGUCAGAAAAUUGGCUUGAAAGAAGCACAGCUGUUCCACCCAGGAGACUUGCAGGAUUUAUCCAGUCGCGUCACUGUCAAGCGUGAAGAAACCGAAAGGAGACUAAAAAAUGUUUUGAUUACGAUAUAUUGGCUUGGGAGAAGAGCACAGUCUGACCCUCAUUAUAAUGGACCAUACCUUGACCUGAAUGCGUUUGAGGGGCUGUUAGGACAAACACUGACCAAGGCACUUACAGACUCGGGUAGUCUGAACCGAAGCGGUAGAGACAGCGGGUACUGUGAUAUCUGGUGUGCAGAGCGCCCCGAGCCAGCUUCGCCGCAGUUCACGCACAGAAGAGACGACUCAUUCGAUAGCUUGGACUCCUUUGGGUCAAAGUCAUUCGCAAGCCUUUCUUCAGACAUAACUCUAAAGGGGAGCAGUGAAGGUGGUGGGAGUGAUAUUGAGCCAGACAAUCUGAGCAGCAAGGCAAUGGAAGGUCCAAAGGACGACAUGAUGCUUCGUAGGGUCUCCACCUCUGAGUUCAAGCCUGUCGUUCCCUUCAACCAGUUUCUGCCGACUAAAAGCAAGCCUGCAACCUAUGUGCCAGCUCCAUUGAGGAAAAAGCGCGCAGAAAAAAAUGAGGAGAAUAGACGAAGUUGGGCAAGCCCGAUGUUUACUGAGCCUGAUGGAUCUUUAACAAGCCUCAAUAGAAAAGAACCAAUCACAAAAGAAGAAAAUGUUGCUGGUAGCAAAGCUUCAGAAGGCACUUCCACCAGAGGUGAGAAUGGAACUCCUCGGGAUUUAGGGCUUGUUUGCCCUGCAUCUGAUUCUGGUUCAGAUAGCGAGGGAAGGGAGCCUGAUCCUGUGGUGGACGACUUGGCGCUUCGGAAAUUUGGUUACUCUAUCAGUUCUACAAGGAAUAAACUUUGCGGACUUGAUAAAGACCUACCUCCGCAGACCCAGCAAGCUGCUUCCUUGUCCAGUCAUGUCACACACUUAAUGCACGAUGAUGACAAAUGCAGCAGCAACCAGAGGCUACAGACUGGAGGGUCUACUGCAACUUCCCAGUCACUUGGAGACGAGUCCUCUUCAGAGGAAGAAACAGUUGCCACUCCAGACAUUGAAAAGGAUGAUCUGUAUGCUCGUAAACUGAUUGCAGUAGGACGAGGGACAGGUGUAACGCAUGAUAGAUUUCUACCAAAGCAUUGGAGUCCUGAGGGAGCAGAACACUGGAAACACAUACAGUUGGGGUCUCAGAAAAGACCAUGGUAUAAGCAGCUUCAGUACAUCAGAAGGAAGCCAGCUGAGUUUCCAGAGGAGUUAGAGUUCGAUACCAAUCACUGCUCUGUUAUCAAAGCUAGAACUGAGCAGGAUCAUGCAACCUCCUUUGAAAAUUGCUGUAACCGUGAAGGGCAGCUCACUGCGCAAACUGCAAAGUCUCUACCAGCGAUAUCCCAAGAACUGGCAGAAGGUGCCACUCACAACUUAAUUGAACCAAGACUUCUUCAAAAAUCAGCUGGUAAUGAGUCAGGGAGUAAAUCGGUCAAUGAUAUUUCUGCUGAAGAAGGCAAAAUUCCAAAAUCUCUACGAUAUGAAGAACUGCAGAGAAUAAGGAAAACUUUGAAUGAACAGGACCAGCAAUGGCAGACUGACCUGGCAAAGUGGAAGAAUCGUCGUAAAAGUUAUACCUCCGACCUACAGAAGCGGAAGGAAGAGAGAGAAGAGAUUGAGAAAAUGACAUCUGGAGAGAGUGUCAGACCAACAAAGACAUACAGGGAAAUGAGGGAAGAAAGGGAGUUCAGGCAGCAAGGAUCAUUCAGUAGUAACCAAAGGGACUACAGAAAGCUGAACUCCUCUGAUGAGGAAGUGUUUGCUGAAGAAGAUAAACCUCAGCGGCAUUCAUAUGAAAGAAGUCACACUGUGGCAACUGAAAACCCUUUCACCUUCCAGAAACGCGAGCCUAUAUCCUCAGUACGUCCACUCCACGCUCCAAUGAGACGGGCAGAAACAGAAUUGAAAACUACAGUCAACAGUAUGUUGGAAGAGCAAAGCUCUCUUCCCUUGGAUACCCACCAAUCAAUGGAUUACAAAGUCAACCAGCCUCGGGUCUCAAGUUCUCUGCCCAGGAAUUAUCAAAAACCUAAUGUGUCAAGAAUUACUCCUGUGGUUGCCCCGAGACCCUAUGGUACACAAUCUAAUCGACUCUCCUCGCUCACAAGAUCUUACCCUCAGAGGAAUGAGCCAGCGAAAUAUAACGGCGAUGUCAACAGUUCAAAGAGUUUCCAGGCACCCUCUGGCCUUCCCUCCAAGCGGGAAACAGCAGAGACGAGUGAAAGCAGUGGGUCGUCUAAAAAUAAGGCUGAGGGAGCCAUGUGGCUCAACCCUUCCUUGAAAACUGAGGAAGAGAGAUCUGUGGAGGUGACAGUUGCCUCAAAGUCAGAAAAUGAUCUGUUCUCGCAGAGCGAUUUUUCCUCUAAACCAGGAAAUGGAAUAUUUGUCAGGCAAAAUUAUUCCUCAAAACUGGAGAAUGACGACCAAUCACAGGGCAGUUCUGUAGUGAGUAGUAAUGAGGAGGAGGAGGAGGAGGAGGAAGAAGAAGAGGAAGAAGUAAGGACUCCAUCUCUCAGCGAGAACAACUUUCUGCAUGAGUCCAAGCCUGACACAGCUUCCAGCACUACAUCAAUGAAUUCUUUUACAAAAGCUACAAGCCUGCCCACAGAAAUGGUUACCACAGCAGCCAUGCAACAGCGACCAUAUAGUGAAACACGCAUAGUGAUUAAUCAGAAACCCAACAGUAAUCAAGACUUUGGAUUCACGGCUGAUUGGAGCACGACCGGUGUGACUGUCAAGUCCAUUCAAAGAGGAGGACCAGCAGAAUUUUGCAACUUAGAAGUAGGUGAUGAAAUAAGUUCAAUCAAUGGCAAUAAUGUAGCCAACAUGGACCAUCAGGCUUGGGUAGAAGCCGUAGAAGAUGCAAGAGAAACUGGAAAAUUGAACAUGGAAGUUAGGAAGUAUGAAAACAACAGUAUGAGUGCAAUGAAAUUCAACAACUCCAGUGAACCCCCUCGGUGGGAAGACACAAAGAUGUCUAGCAGAAGACAGACCUUCAAUAAACAAUCAGAUUUUACUCGAUCAGAAGAAGACGAGAAGAAAUUAGCGGAAGAUUCAAGGCAAAACGCUUCUGAACCUAUUAGUCUAAAAAACUUCAGGAGGCGAUCCCAGUUUUUUGAACAAGGAGGAUCAGAACCGGCAAUAAAUGAUCUACAAAUUCCAUCAAUUAGUGUUUCAAGUCGUUGGUCCUGGAAUCCUGAGGAGCAACGAAAGCGGCAGGAAUUAUGGCAGAAGGAACAAGAACGCUUGUUGCAGGAACAAUAUCAGCGUGAGCAAGAAAGGCUACAGGAAGAGUGGGAAAAGGCUCGGAGAGAAGCUGAACAAGAAGGUUCCAAGUACUAUGAAGAGGAGCGCAAGAUACUGCAAGAAACAAACACCCCAAGGCCAGCUUUCGGUGCCACGGAUGGGCCCAGUGAAUCCAAUUACAGAUUGACCCCCCGAAAUUGGAAGACAUCUUGGGAUGAUCAGGGCACUGAAAACGAGCUGAGCGAUGAAGAUGAUGGACGCCAAAGUGAAGAUGAUGAUGAGGCAAGGAAUAAGGAAGAAAUUCGGCUACAGGAAGAACAGGCACAGCGGGAAGUGGCAGCUCGCCUUGCACAAGAAAGAAAACUGCAGGAAAUGAGGGAAUGGGAGCGCCAGGAGCAACAACGACUGGAGCUGGAGAGGCAGAAAGAAGAGCUAAGACAGAGGCAACAGGCAGAGGAGCGAGCCCGUCUGGCAGAGGCAGAAAGAGCUAAAGAAUUUCAAUCCCGGUGGUCUAAGUCAAAGUCAACUUCAGAGCUCGAUGAAGUUGUACCUGUGCAAAAGCAUGGUGUAAGUGCGGGAUCACUGGGUGGUGUAGCCCAGUGGCUGUUGGAAGAGGAAAAACUACGCAGGGGUAGUGCCAAAUCACAGGAUGCAUUGCGAGUUGAGUUGGAAGUUCAGAGGAUGCAAAUCCUUAACCAGAUGAAAUCUGCUGACCCAGAGAGAGGUGACUUGAAGAGUAGAGUCCCGGACAACGCGUGGAUUAAGAGCGACGCACAGCCCAAGACCUUGCAACAGAAAGAGCAGCCACUGUCGCAGGCUGAGCUCGAGCGACAGAAAAUCCUGCAGGAGAUGCGCAGGAAGACCCAGCUGUUGAACGACAAUAGCUGGAUCAGGCAGCGUAGUUCCAGUGUUGCGAAUAAGAAUCCGGCCAGUAACUACGGAUCCCUGAGGAGAGGUGAAUCUUUGGAUAAUUUGGAUACCCCAAGGACAAAAACCUGGGGACCAUAUUCUGAGCUGGUGAGUUCCUCAGCAAAGGAGUUGAGCUACCACCCAGUCUCCACUUCAAACCGACCCCUCGUGCGUCCUCAAUCUGCAACACUGCCACCUCCAUCCAGUGGAUCAGUGAGAACAGCAUCAUGGGCGAAAAGUUCUUCUGUUGCCCCAAGUACUCAGUCGCAGACAACUCAGGGUGGCAGGUCAAUAAGUGGAAAGAAGAUCUGUUCAUACUGUGAUAGCACUCUGGGCAAAGGAGCUGCCAUGAUCAUCGAGUCUCUUGGUCUUUGUUAUCAUUUACAUUGUUUUAAGUGCACCUCGUGCAGUGUUGACCUUGGAGGAACAGAAUCCGGGGCAGAAGUUCGAGUACGGAACAACAAUCUCUUUUGCAACUCGUGCUAUGCCCAAUACAAAGCUGGGCAGCUCCUGAACCACUGAGAAGUCUCCAAGCAAUGGAAAGACAAUAGUGUGCGUGGAAAGGAUGAGAAGCUUGGCUUAAUGCUUUAAGAAACCUAACAUAUUCCUCGUGAAUGGACAGAAAAAGCUCUUGAUAAGCAAAGUAUAUAAAAGAGUGCAACUCAUUGAAAUUUAAGAUUAUUGUUUUCAUCACAAUUGGGCUACAAAUGGGAUGACUGCUCAAUUAAACAUAAAUCUUCAAUUUAUGGUGUAAAGAUUCAACCUCUGUAUUGAACUGAAUUUCCAUAUACAGUAUAACAGUGGCUACAAGUUGUUUUCUGUUUCUGAAGUCUGCCUCCACUGACAUUGCUGGAAUACCAAAGUUUGGAAGCAGAGUCACUUUUGUAAUUGAUAUGUAUGUGUAUUAGCACAAACAAUCAAAAAUAAGUUUCUGCCAUUCUUAUUUUCUUAUGAGCAAAGCAUGUACAGUAGUUAAGGGAAUGCAUGGUGUAUUAUACAGAAAAUGUAUUGGUGACAUAACUUUUAUUUAUCGAACUGAUGACCUGUUAGUUUAUGGUGCAAGUAAGGCAACAGCCUCUGUUCAUACUGCUACGUGCCGAGCAGAAUUCUGUGGUUUAUAUACAUAUAUAUUCUACUUAUCAUUUAUGUUCUGAAACUUUUUGAGAGAUCAAUGUAAUAAUUGCAAAACUGCAGUAACUUGGCACAUUUAUCAUUGUUAUUCUGUUGAUGAGGUGACUCUGGGAGAAGUGUGUUAUUUUCUCGAACGAGGGCAGGUUAAAAGAUGGGGCAGGUAUGCAUUUUAAAUGUACGAGCCUCAUUCAGCCCUUGGAGAUCAAGAGCUUUGAUGUGAAAUCAAAACCUAUGAGAUUUAUUCCGGGCUUUUUGGAAUUUAUAGUUAAAAUAUUUUGCAAAAAAAAUCCCUCUGAAAUUGUACAAAAGAAAAAGUCAGUUUGUUUUUGUGUUGAAUGAUGUUUAUAAAUAAAAUGAAUAAAUC